Molecule: messenger RNA, 946 nt
Organism: Gopherus flavomarginatus (Mexican gopher tortoise)
Lineage: Eukaryota; Metazoa; Chordata; Testudines; Testudinidae
Product: zinc finger protein 560-like
Exons: 6
Coding region: 386-760 (124 amino acids)
Biological process (GO): regulation of DNA-templated transcription
Source: RefSeq, a predicted model, not a curated record
CUCAGCUCCACCUCCUGUGGUGCCACCCUGGGACUUCCUUUUCCUAUGUGCAGACUGCCAGUAUCUCCUGCACUGCUAAAUUCCUCUUCUGAUUCCCCGUGGCUCUUUGGACUCAGUCUCCAACUCCACUCCUAAAGGAUUUUGGGGUUGAGCUUUCUGGUUCAGACGCUGCUGCCCUGAUUGUGGUCUGGGAACCCAGGCUGAGCAGCUGCUGCUCCCCCAGCGGGAUCACAGCUGGGGAGUGGCCAGUCGAGAACAUCCAUCUGCGAGGAAAGAGCCUGGGGGAAUUGUGAUGUGAUGUGACUGUCCUGUUCUGACACUUCCCCUUCUUGCCCUGACAGGCUGCAGUGUCACAUCCCACCCUUCCAGGGAGCAGGGAAGGGAAAUGGCUGCCAUGGAGCCAGCUCAGGGGCCGGUGACUUUUGAGGAGGUGGCUGUGUAUUUCACCAGUGAAGAGUGGGCUCUGCUGGACCCUGCUCAGAGAGCCCUCUACACAGACGUCAUGCAGGAGAACUGUGAGAAUGUGACUUCACUGGGCUGCAGUGUCACAUCCCACCCUUCCAGGGAGCAGGGAAGGGAAAUGGCUGCCAUGGAGCCAGCUCAGGGGCCAGUGACUUUUGAGGAGGUGGCUGUGUAUUUCACCAGUGAAGAGUGGGCUCUGCUGGACCCUGCUCAGAGAGCCCUCUACACAGACGUCAUGCAGGAGAACUGUGAGAAUGUGACUUCACUGGGUAAGGAUUCCUGUCCUCUCGGUUCUUAGAAGGGGAAACGAAGAGUUAAGGUUCACAAUGCACCUUCAACUUUGCCCUGUUUCAGCGACACCCCAACAGGCUAGUGACACACAGACCAGUGCUCUGCCCUCCCCGCUACAGAACACUUUGGGAGCAGAGCACAGGCGCAGUAGCACAAACGCUAACACUAUCUCUUUGCUAAGGCAAAACUUGGG